ACAUGCGCCAAUACAAAAAGGUGCAGGAACUGGUGGUGUGUCAGUGUACAAAACUAGACAAAUUGAUUGUUAGAGCGUUAGAAAUGCAUCUGUAUUAUAUUAUCGGCAUAGUUUUUCUUUGAAUCUGUUAGGUAUAUCUCAGUAAAUGUUGUGAUAAAUGUGAUAAUGAUAGAAUAGAGUAGUUUUUCGUGAUUUACCAAUUCCCGAGUACCUGAUAUUUGCAGUGCGAAGAAUUAACAAAAUUAGGCCAGAAUUUAAUGAUUUACUAAGCUCAUAAUUUGUUUCAUUCCGGCGUUGAAAUGGACUCGCAGCAACAGCAGUUUUGUUUGAAAUGGAACAGUUUUGGAUCGAAUUUAGCCACGUCUUUUAGCAACUUAUUCAAGUCUGAAACUUUGGCGGAUGUCACGCUGUUUUGUGAUGGAGUAACGUUCAAAGCUCACAAACUGAUACUUGCGGCGUGUAGCAAACACCUCGCGGAUCUGUUCGAAACCGCCCCCCUGCACCAGAACCUCCUGGUGAUUCUGGAUAACACGUCAGCCACAAACAUGUCGGCCCUCUUAGAAUUCAUGUACAAGGGGGAAGUUCACGUUUCGCAGGAUUCCCUGUCUAGUUUUUUAAAGGCGGCGGAGUGUUUGCAGGUGAAGGGGUUGAGUAUCGAACACGAGAAACUUGCUGUUGCUCAGAGUCAUAAUAUAACGCCGAUGGACUCGGGAACGGAUUCGCCAGGAAAACAUAUUAAAGUACCAAAAGAAGAAAUCGACACACCAGUAUCCAACACCUCACACCACCAGUCCAGCCCGUCCCCCAGCUAUUCGCCAACGAUGUCCCCAUACAUGCACCCACAUCACUAUCGCCCAUACGAACCGAGGAUGGCCACUCCAGGAGCUCCCUACGGAGACAACGCCAUGAAGAGGCCUCUGCGCAGUCCAAGCGAUCUAAUGCAAGACAACAGAGUUUCAGUGCUUAGAGACGGAAGUAAAGCCGUAGGAAGACCCGGAUCUCCUGGCCAGAUGUGCGCCUACAGGCCGUCUUCUUCUUUAUCGAAUUUACCGAGUCAACCUGGAGGAGACAGUCCUCCGGAGAGCAGAUUCGACCCGGACCCUGCGACCGCUUUAAUAUGUCCAGAAAGCAAUACUUUAGAUAGGUUUCAGGAUCCGGGUUGUCCUGAGGAUUUAAGAAAGAAGAUGGAACCUGCAAUGCAACAAGAUGAAUCGCCCAGUAGUACAGCAGGAAACGGGAAUGGUAAUACAGGCAACAUGCUCAAUAAUAUAACAUCUGCCAAUGGUUCUAUCGGGUCUCAAACGAACUACAAUCAUGACAGGGAUAAAGAUCUUAUACAGGCGAACAUUUGGAGUACAGUCGCUGGAAAGAUGAAUUGCAAGGCUGGGACUGUGAACACAGCGGAUGGAAAAAAAUUGAAGUGUCCUUUUUGCGAGAGAUUGUACGGCUACGAGACAAACUUGAGGGCACACAUCCGACAAAGACAUCAAGGCAUACGGGUACCGUGUCCGUUCUGCUCGCGGACAUUCACGCGUAACAACACUGUGAGAAGGCAUAUAGCAAGAGAACACAAAACCGAGCUGAGUUUAAAGGCUUACCAGCAGAAUCAACAGCAGGCGGCACAGCAGCAACAGCAGGUUCAUAACCACAAUCCAUAAGUUUGGUUUAGUAAUAUGACAACUGCUUGAGAUCUGAUGUUAAAUAUUAUUUGGAGAGAAAGAUUUUUAGGGUCGUUGUCACCUGCGAGCAACUGCUGCUAUUGAUAUCUAACAGAUAAGUACUUUGUAUAGAAUAUUAAAGGAAUUUCAGGGUAACCGAUACUUUUAAGGAUGUUUAAAGGUGUUUAUAUUAUAAUAAUGCAAAGGUUUUAGAUACUUUGUUUCAACGAGAUAACAAAGCAACACAAGCUCGACCUACAUCUGGGUACCUUCAAUCACGAAAGUACACGUUCAGCUCAUAGAUUUACCUUUUCUGAGUAAUAACUACAAAAAACUCAUGUUUUCUUUUUUACAAUUUUUUUACCGUUAACCAAUGAUUAUGCAAUCAAUGGACUCUAAAAACUAAGAUAGAUGUAUCAAAUUCUAUUAAUCAGUAAAAUAGAAAUCCGAAAGUCCAUAUACGUCAUUUGUAAAUAAGAAAGUUACAUGUAUCAAAUGCUGUUGAUCAGUAAAAGAAAACUCCGAAAGUUCAUUUACGUCCAUUUUUGGAUAUAUUUAGCUUUCGACCCACUUUUUAGAGUCAUCUUUUAGAGUUAACAGAUGAUUAUGCGAAUAAUGUGAUCUAAAAAGUAAGAUACAUGUAUCAAAUGGUGAUAAAUCGGUGAAAUAAAACUUCGAAUGUCCGCAUCCGUCAUUUUUGAGUAUGUCUAGCUUUCGACUAAUUUUUUAGAGUCAUCUUCAGAACCUGAUCUUCGUUUGGAGCCUCUACGUACCAAGAAAUUUUUGACUAAUCAAUCUAAUUUGUCGAUUAGUACGUUUAAAUCAGAGGAAAGCUAUUGUAUCGAAUUACUUCUUCAAUUCAAGUCUUUUUAAGUUAGCUAUAACAUAAUCCAUUUAUUUGGUUUUAGAUCUAGACUUUCCUUUGACUGUAUCAGUCUUUUGGGGUCUUGUAUCUGCAGUAAUAUUCUACUACGAAAGUAGCUUUACUUUAAUGAUAUCAUUGGUUAAGUCUAGUGAACCAGGCCAAAAAUAGAAUAGUACCUGUUUGAGUAAUAAAUUUCUUUGUCUAAUAAUUGAAUGGUGGGCUACAACAAUGUUGUAAGCGACAGAAUCGAGAUUAUGCAGGAGAUGAAAAAAACACAUUGACAAGCCAUUUAUGAACAUACGGAUACCAACAUUGCGGUACGAAAAACUCAGGGAAGGCAAGAUAUUUUUAGCCAGAUUGAAAGAUGCUCGCAUUGGUCUUUGAAUAUACAAUAAUAUUGCAUUAAAACCUCACUUUGACCCAAUAUGUCGCUUACAACAUUGUUGUAGCCCACCAUUCAAUUAUAAAUCACUAUCAUUUUUAUUUGAUGUCUUUCUGUAUAAUUUUCAAUUUAGAAUCAUUUAGGGUAGUGUACAAAAAUCUUUGUGCAAAGAAAACUGUUCUGUUUUUUUGCCAACUCAAACAGGUAUAUCAAUGAUAUUUGAAAAAUUCAUAUUUUCGAAAUUUCUUUCAUAUGUUUGAGUCGGCCAAAAAAAUCAGAAGACGAUACAUAUGAAUGCAUAUAAUAUGUUUACAUAUAGAAGGACCCAUCACACAAAUUUAAUUCAAUUUUUGGUCUCAUUCAGUAAAAUAGUCCAGCAAUAUUACCAAAUAAAAGCUAAUUUCGUAAUAAGAGAUCAGUUGUCGUAGUAAUAAGACCAAAGGGCCAUUAUUACUUCUGUUAACAACACAUUUAAAUAAUUACACAAACAAAAAAAAUAAAUUUUUAAUAUUGUAUGAUAUCGUGCAAAACGAAAUAGAUGAAGAUUUUCAAAGAAGAAUCGUUUAGUGGUUCCCUUAAACCAAAAUAGAUGCCAAACAUUUGUUGGCUGCAUCCCUUAGAUAAAAAAACUGUCUCUGGUAAUUAUUAAUGAAGAUUUAAAAAAUAUUGAUACAUUUUGAAGAUUUAAAAGAUGCUGAUACAUUUCAAAAUUUAGAAUAUGUUUUAUCACAUCUAAACAAUUAGUAAGUCUCUAUUUUUUGUUUUAUUAAGUUGGUAGUCUGAAAUUCCUCCAAUAUCCAUACACUAUGAAUAAAUUCACUAAACUUAUAAGAAACGGUAAAAUCACGAAAAAGUCAAACUUGAAAAAAGGUGUAACCCGAAACUAUUUAAGAAAUAUGUCCAUUUUGUUAUUUCCUUCUCACAGUGUACAUAAUAUGUUAACGACCGUUUCAAGAUUUUUUUAUUUUGUUAUUUUUUAUUGUAGAUUUUUUGUUGUACUUAUUAUAUAUCAUUUAAAAUGGUUAUGUUUCCCAGUGGACGAGAUCGUUCAUUUUGUAAAUAGUCCAAGGAAAUAAGGGUUUUGUCGGGACACUUGACAAGCCAAGUUGCACAUGGCUUUUUUGGGUACUAUAUACCUACUACCAUGAUUUAAAAAAGAAUAGCUAGUCAACGCAAUGAAUACAUUUAUUUGAUUCUAAUUGAGACAGUCACCAAAUUUCUGCCAGGGUCGCAGUGUCACUCGUAACUACGCUAAAUCAAAAAAGCCUAGACAUAGAGUUGGAUACGACCCUAUUCAUAACACACCAACUCGCAUACAUAUUAAGAAAAAUAGAUAUAUGCAAGAAUAUAAUUUAGAAAUUGACUUAAUGAUGUCAUGCUACUAUACAUUAUACAUAUAAUAGCAUGAUACCCUGGCAGAAAUUGUGGUUACAUCUGGUGACUGCCUCAAUUAGAAUCAAACAAAUUUAUUCAUUGCGUUGACCAACUAUUCUUUUCUAAAUAAUGGUAUAAGGUGUAUAGUACACAAAAACGCCAUUUGAAACCUAGCUGAUUCUGUGUCCCGAACAUGGUAUAUUUUUGCCUUAUUUCCCUGGAGUAAAACUAAUGUUAAACCAAUUUUGCAGGAACUGCAAAGAAGCCCUUCGUGGCUAAAAACUGUCUACCUCAAUCUGUAACUUCUCUGCCUCAGAUUUUUAUCUUUAGUAUUUGCUAGUCAUUAGUGCAAAACAAUAAAAAUAGAGUUAAGUUUUUUAUGAAAUCAGGCGAAAGGACAAUUUUUUGGGUGUGAAUAUUUAUUCCUUAUUGUAUAUUUUGAACUUUUUAGACACAUUUACAAUAGUGAAACUAGCUCAGGAUUUUUAAGUAUUCAGUUGUAACGGCUCUUACACCAUAGCCAAUAUCUCUACGUUAUUAGAAGCUGCAAAUGUUGCAAAACAACAUAAAAAAUUGAUAAAAACUACCAAAAAACUGAUUGAGUAUUUGCAAGUUGUGCUUUGCAAGUAAAUGUCUUGUUUUUCAGGUCGUUAGUAAAUAAUUUAGAGUCGCGAUUAACUCAACGGCAAUCUAAUAAAUAAAUCAAGGCUCAUUUUUGGCCCAAGGGCUAUUAAAAUAUCAAUUUAAAGCCCAGUUUGACUUGAGGAUCCCUUAAAAAUUAAGCAAGUGACCCAUUUGGCUUAUGGGUCUUUAAAAAUAUCAAUUUAAGGCAGUAUUUGAUUGAAGACCUCUUAAAAAUUAAGCAAAUAUUUAUCAGUUAUUAAAAAAAUCAAUUUAGUUCACGUUUGACUUAUGGGUCGGUUAAAAAUAGAGUAAAAGUCAAGUUUGUUUUAGAAAAUAUGACUCUUGACUUAGGGAUCCAUAAAAAAUAAAUUUUAAUGUCGCGUUUGACUUGAGGGUCCCUUAAAGGUCGCAGCAUAUUAUCAUGCACGUAGCGUUUCCAGCACGUAGCGUAGUCUCCGAAAAACCUGAUUUUACUGAAAGUAGUGAAAGUAGCAAGUGACCUAUUUGGCUUAUGGGUUGUUAAAAAUAUCAAUUUAAGGCCGUAUUUGGCUUACGGGUCUCUUAAAAACUAAACAAGUGUCCCUUUUGGCUUAUGAGUUAAUGAAAAAUCAAUUUAAGCUCGUGUUUGACGUGCGGGUCGCUUAAAAAUAAAGUAAAAGUCGAGUUUGGUUUAUGGGCUGUUAGAAAAUAAUAUGACCUUUGACUGGGGGGUCCAUAAAAAGGUCGCAUUUGACUUAAGGGUCGCUUUAAAGUUCAGAAAAAGUCCCAUUUGGUUCACGGGUCAUUAAAAAAAUCAGUUUACCUCGCGUUUUAAUUUAAAAGCCACUAAAACAUGAAGUAAGAACUCAAUGUGGCUUCCAGACCAAAUAGAAAAUUAAUUAGCAAGUUUCGUUUGCCUUGCAAAACGUUAAAAAAUCAAUUUUAGUCGCCAUUUGCUUGAGGGCAAUUGAAUCAAAGCUUAUUGGUUCACGGGCUAUUAAAAAUAUCAAUUUAAGGUCACCUUUGACUUGCGGGUUCCUUAAAAAUAGAGUACUGUUGGGUAUGGUUUACGGACCAUUAGAAAAUUUGACCUUUGACUUACGCGUCGAUAGAAAAUCAACUUAAGGUCGCAUUUGACUUGCGGGCCGCUUAAAAAUCAAGUAAACGUCACGGGCAACUGACACAUAGCUGAAAAAUCAAUCGCCUUUGUACUUGCAGUUUGCGUACAAAUCAAAUAAAUGUAGCUUUAAGCUUGGGAGCCAUUACAAAAUCAAGUAAAUCAAAUUAAAAUCAAUUAAAUGUCAUAUGUGGCUUGUAUGGCACCUCAAAAUCAAACAUGAAGAAUAGAGUAAGAGCGUUCUUAGUUAGCGUUAUUUAAAGAGAUAUUGGUAAUGUUGUUUAAGCCGUUACUCUUUAGCUCAAAUAGUUUUCCAUUUCUAUUAUUUACAUUGUUUACGUUGAAGGAAUUUGUUAGAACUUGUCAAGUAUUUCAAACCGUUUUUGUUGAAGGUGUAAACGUGAUAUACUUUCAUAGCAAAUACUAAGUUCUUAAAAAUGCCGUCAACAGAUCAGGUCAGCCGAAGUCGAUAUUAAGUAUAUAGUACAUACUAGUCAUUAUUACAAGAAAAUAGAUUCAAAUAUAUGAUAAUAGUAAUAAUAAACUACCUCAUAAUGCAGUAUUUUAUACUACAUAAUAUACAAAAUACGGGUUUUCUUAUAUAUACCAAUAUACCUAUGUAUACAUAUCGUACAAUUGCGACAAAAGGGACGCAAUUCAAAAAAAUAAUUUUAUUGGGGUAUACUCUGUGGUGUCCCGAAAAGCACCUAAGUACUUAACCUCAGGUCUACAAAAGAAAACGAAAAUUUUAGAAAAGUCACACGGGGCCAAAUCUGGAGAAUAUGAUGGACGGGGCAAGAGUCCGUAGCCCAAUUUAACCAAUUUGGCCAUGACGAAUUUUAAAUCAUUCAAGAGACUAUUAAUUCAAAUACCAUUGAUUUUUGAGUUGUAGCUGCUUUGGUCGCAAGAGUACGAUAUAUAAGUUACACAUCUACCUCAUAUUAAACAUGACACUAAUUUAUUUUUUAUAGAUAAGAAAUUGUUCACUAAAUAUGUUCGUAAUAGUUACAUAACAUGUUGUCUCAUCUUUAAUAAUAGUUAAGAGAAAUAGUACAAAUCAUAAUUCUCAGGUAAUAAAGGUUAUUUAUUUCAAUAGAGUGCAUAUAUUUUUUACUACAUAUGUUGCUUCCGAACAGUCAGAAAAAGGCAUACAAACUAAUCUAUUUAAAAAAUUUGCUCUUCGAGUAUUUGGUGAAUCUAGCUGGCCGCGUGAAUUGCACUGAAUCAGGCAAACGAUAUAUAGUUGAAUCAUACCCGUAAAUUUUUUUAAUUUGCUCCGCGAUUUUGUUGAGAAUAUCCUGCAGCGCAAUUUUGUUGAUUGUUACUCGCAGUAUCCAAACAGUCUUUCCGUUGAAUCCGGUACCAGACUUGUUUCCUAAGCUUCACGAUGGUGGUGAAUCUGAUCCAUAACUUUGUUGAAUCGGACAGGCGUGAAUAUUGAAUCCGUUUUUGUUGAAUCUGACACGCGAUAGUGCUGAAUCCGAGAGGCGAUGUGGUUGAAUCAGCUCCACAACGGUACUGUAUCCUCAGUUGAAUCUAAGUUGAUUUUUAAGUGUGAGUCCCUAUGCUGAAAAUCGUGCCCCUCCCCCAUAUACCUUUUUUUUAAUUUUAAAUUCAAAAUAUAUUUGUUAAGAACAGUAAAUUUUUGAAGAGAGUUACGUUUGUUUUUAUAUUGAAUUAAUGCUUGAUCAUAAGAAAAAUAUUGGUGGUCACAAUCAAAUACAAAAAAAAUCAUUAAAAUUCAGAUUCGUAUUAAAAAGUUGUUAUAACAAUACAAUAAUCGUUGGGAGGUAAAGUUCGUAGGCUACCAUAUAAAAAAUGGUUUUUUUAAUAAAAUUUGAUUUCAUUAUUCAAUCUAGUUACCUUUGAGGGCGAUACAACGAUUAUAGUGGUCAUAUAACUGUUCAAUACCAUUUUUAUACUACAAUUUGUCUUUAGCCUCAAAAUAUGCCUCAGUUUCGGCGAUUACCUCUUCAUUGGUGCUAAAUUUCUUUCCAGCGAGCAUUCUCUUAAGGUCAGCGAUCAUGUGGUAGUCACUGGGAGCCAUAUCUGGUGAAUACGGUGGCUGCGGAAGCAAUUCGAACCCCAAUUCAUGAAACUUUGCUAUCGUUUUGAUUGAUUUGUAACACGGUGCGUUGUCUUGAUGAACUAGCAUUUUUUCUUCUUCAAAUGGGGCCGUUUUUUUGUCAUUUCGGCCUUAAUAAUCGCUGUUAAUGGUUUUUCGCUUUUCAAGAAAGACGAUAAAUAUUAUACCAUACGGAUUCCAAAAAACUGAUGCCAUAACCUUGCCAGCCGACUGUUGCGUAUUUCCACGAUCUGAAGUCGAUUCAUCACGUGCAGUCCACUCGACAGACUGGCGAUUGGACUCUGGUGAGAAAUGACGGAGCCAUGUUUCAUCCAUUGUAACAUAUCGACGCAAAAUUCGGUUUUAUUACGAUUGAACAGCUUCAAACACUUCUCAGAAUCAUCAAUUCGUUGUUGUUUCGCAUACAGAGCUGUCGCAUACCCAAAUAUUCAUGCACAAUAUAUCCAUCACGUUCCUUUGAUAUCUUUAGAGUCUCUAACUAUAUAGAAGAACUCGAUUUUAUGGGCAUCCAGACUUAUUUUGUGGACUUUUUUGAUGUUUUCGUCGGUAACAGCCUCUUUGGGACGUCCUUUUUGUCCAUUUUCUUUAAACUUACACAGGUUGCUUCACUCAAAAUGAUAUAUCUCAUAAACUAAUAGUUAGACAGCUGUCAAAUUUAUACACGCAUCCUUUGAAGGUUAAAAUCAUGGAUUUAAUACCAGUAGUGCCAUCUAUGUGUCAGCCUACGAACUUUUCAUCCCACAUGUUACAAUACCAUUCGUAAAUACGUCAUUAUUUUAUUGAACAAAACAAUAUAUCUAAUUAAUUAUAAUCUUUACAUACUUAAAUCCGGGAAAAAUGUCGGUAGUUCAGAUUUCUUUCCCAGAUGGCGCUAGGAGUUAUCAUCCUGGACAAACAGCGUUUUCGCUUGACGUGUCAUCUUAGGCUUUUAUCAGAUUAGAUGAGUGUGUUGCAAAAAUAGAUUAGUUUGUUAUGUCAUCCACUGCCAAGACAGAAUCAGAAUGUUCAACUUAACUCAGGGAUUUUAAGUUAUUUAUAUCAGAAUUUACACCUUUCACUUUGUUAAACCAGUAUUUUUGAAACUAUAUGGUGACCUUUUUGGGAAGACUUAUUUUUUAUUUUACAGGAAUUUCAAGUUUUUCGUUAUUAUGAAUUAAAACAAUUGUUUAUAAUCAAUCUAUAGAGGGAUGCUCAAUUAUAGAUGUAUAUAUUUUGUUGUUUGUUUAUUAACGAAGAUUACCAUAUGGUUUCAUUACACAGGUACUUUACACAUAUUUUACAGAACUCAUUGUUUAGUUUUAAGGAGUAUAAAUGUGAACAUACUUGAUCUUGCAAUCCAUUCAAGAGUUUAUUGUAAUUAUAUUUAUUUCAUGGGUGAUAUUUCUUCUUUGCAUUGCAAGAUCGAUAGACUACGAAUAAUUUAUAAAUAUAGAUGAUACAAUAUAACGGGUAAUUUUGUUAUUUAUCUUUAAGAUAUACAGAUAUGUAUAUUCUGAGGCAUCAGGGUUCGAUGUUUUUGAAAAAAUUAGGUUAUAAAAAAUUUUCUUUUUAAUGCUUUUAGGUUAAGUUUCAGCGAACAUGGGUACUUUAAAUUAAAUUGACGAAUAUUUUCGAUUUUUGUGAAAUAAUGAGACAGGGCUCGACAAUGUUUUAGCUGGUACGUGAAAGAACGUAAAACUAUUGACACAAAAUCCUUUUUCACUUUCGUUCACCAUAAAUCAAAGACAUUGAUGCAUUUUUCAUGAAAAUCUUGAUGUGGAAAUCAUAAACUAUCAGGAUUUGAGUGUUAUACCGUAUAAUUUCAAACAUGAUCUUAAAUUUUCGCUAUUAUUACUGUAUCAUCGACAUAUCUGACUUCGCAAACUUCUCCUUAUUCCAGUGAGCUCACAGGUUGAAUUAAUUGGUUGAAAAUUCAUGAAAAAUGCAUUAAUUGUCUCGGUAGUUUCUAAAUUCUUCUAUUUUGGGAUAAUUUUUACCAUUCUUAGGAUAAAAUUUGUAGGUAAAAUGUUCGACUGUCAUAAAGUCGACAUGUGCUAUUAGUGUGACCCUCUUAUAAGCCAAAAUGUUAAAAGUUUGUGUAUUUUGAGUAAUAAUCCCUUAAUUCCUGCCAAUAUUUAAAUAAAAUCUAUUACCUUCAAAGGUGCAAGCAAAAAAGAUCAUUUUAUGUUAUAAACAUGAAUGAGCAUUUCAAAAAUGUGUCACAAGAUAUAUUUAUUUAUAGUUAAACUAGAAAAAACUCAAAAUUUUUAAUAUUAUGCAAUUUUUGGCAUUACGCAUUGAAAAAUAUCAUGAAGCAAGAUAAAUAGUUCUAGAAUAAUAUUCUAGAAAAUAUACGCAAAAUUUAGGUGCAGAAAUCUUCAUAGCAAUAUAUAAUGUUUUGAAAACCAUCCUUUAAGUCUCAAAAAAUAUACAUUUGACUUUUAUAAGUCAAAUGCCCAAUCAAUAUCGUCAAUCAGCCAUGUAAAAAUAUUUAUUUCUCGUUAUUGCCUCUUCUAAGAUUCUCUAUUCGUAGUAACAUUCCUCAUAUUGUUAAUACACAACCAAACUUUUUCCGUUUCAUUCUAAACAAUACAAUUUCUGUGCUAGGAAAUCUUUCUUCAUUCUGCUAGUUCUUCUUAGCUUUCCCUCCUUACGAAAAUUUUUUGAGAGAUUUUUUGCUUCCUUGAUAUCCUUUUUCCCUCCUCAUGCUCCUAGAUUCCAUUAUAGGAACUCCUUUUCAGGCUCUCUAUUCCCCCAUCAACUAUUAACCUGUUCCUCCUCCUAAUGCUCUCUAUCCUGCCCUUAUCACACUUGUAGUACUCCUUCUCACGCACUCCAUACGCAUCUUACCCCUUCCUUACCUAUUGGUACCCUUCAGUCUAACCUUCUCCUUUUGUUCGUCCUCCUAGUAUUCUCUCCCUUCUCCAAUUUUCUUUUCCAACAUAAGUAACAUUGGAACAUAAUAAAAUCCAAGAUCUUCUUUCAUGGUCAUGGUCCAUGUACCCCGUCUUCAUCACGGUCUUAGUGUUGAUCACUCGUGGUAUUCCUUCCCAUGUUAUCCAUGUUCCCAACCUAUUCCUCGUUCUUAUAUUUACUUUCUUCUUUUUUUUUGUGCUUUUUGCAUACUAUUCCUCCAUUACUUCGUUUCCAAUAUAUAGAACCAAUACAGAACAUAAAAUCCAAAACGAGUUUCUUGAUGAUGUGAAAUGUUUUUCUAGAUGUUGGGUUUAAUGUUUUCUGUUAUAUAUUUCAUUCUAUUUGUGCUCCUCCUCAUGAUCUUUGUUUUCAGCCUCUUCCAUAUUUCUUUAUUUCUUUUCAUGCUCUUCAUAUCCCUUUUUAACAUACAGAAGAUAUUCCUGGUACUCCUUUUCACGUUCUCAAUUCUGACUCUUGCCCUUCGCAACCUCUUACAUUUAUUCGUUGACCUUGCAUGAUUUUUGUCCUCCUAAUUCCUUUUUUACUACGUUGACGGACAGUGCGUCAAAUGUAUAAGCAAGUGUUGUGACACUAUAUGUAUUUUGAAAAGUAGAAUAAGGAAAAAUCAACGUCUAUAGACGUUGUAUCACAUUACAUCAAUGGAAAUUAGACGUCUAUAGACGUUCUGUCCGUCAACGUGUUAAUAUACAGGAGAAAACGUAGAAGAUUUUUUUGACGAUGUUAUAUAUUGAUGUAAUAUCAGACGAAAAGGAUGGCAUAUCAAAUGUUAAAUUAAAAACAGAAUCUCUUUUCAUAUUAAAGUACAAAUCGAUUUUGCAAAAUCCACCCCAUCAUUAUUCAAAUGCUCAUUUCGUAUCCUAUAUAGUUGUUUGUUGACCAAUUUAAUGUUAGAAUGCUAUAUUUGACUUCACUAUGUAUGAAAACCUAAGCACCAUGUCGUGUGUAUCACCAAAAUGUUUCUGAGACCGUUUUUGAUGUAUGAAUUUGGGUCUACCCAGCAUGUAUAAAAAUUCGUGACAAGACAUCUCGUAACGCGACAGUUCGUAACUCCACAAAUUCGUAACGGCGUCAGUCCGUAACGGCGACAGUUUGUAACAGUGACCAUUUGUAAUGGUAUAAUUACAUCAAAAUUGAAUUAUUUAAUUUUGACGUUAAUACAUAAAUACAUUAUUAGUAAACUGUUUUUAUUUGUUUCAUUAUUUUUUAUAAUUGGUUUUACUACUUUAAAGUGAUAAUUCGAGACACAAAUUUUUAAAAAUUCUUUAGUUGUCAUAUUAACAAGAACAUAAUAUGCAAAAGAUAUGUGUGAAAUAUAUUUAAAAAGAAGUGGUCUUAAAAAAGGUACCAUUUUAGUAUACGAAUGUAUGCAAAAUGUGUUUUUGUAUAAAUUCAGUACUACUACAUUUGCUAAAAGAAUUGUUGUCGCCGUUACUAAUUAUACCGCUACGAAUUGAUGGCGUUACGAAUUUUUUCCGUCACGAUUUGUGGGGUUACGACCUGUCGCUUUACGAGAUGUCAUGGAACCAUAAAAAAACCUAGUUGGUAAAGCAAAUGUACAUAAAACAAUGGUAGAAAAAAUCAUUUUAUGGCUGUGGCUGAUGAAAAUUAGAUUUUUGUAUUAACAAAAUGAUCGGAAACGUCUAAAAAGUGACUGGUCCCUAAAUUUAAGCGGUAAGUAAAGAAAAUUAGGGAAGGAGUAAUGUUUUUCGUUUUGAUUUUUCCAAUGGAAGUAGAUAAAUACUCGUAAGUGGGGUUUAUCUGCUACUUUACAUUGAAGUUAGUCAUUUUUUUUUUGAGGACUUAGCUGUAAUUAAGCCAAUUUUGUAAAUGAAGAGUCCUUUUUUAAUGUAAAUUGUUGUUAAUGAUAGCAAAGAGUUAGAGAUAAUGGAUUUUUUUGUGAAUUAUGGCAUCUGUAGGUUUGAGUAUGCGCGUUAGAGUUUCUUUGAGACACUUUACAUUUGGUUUUUAUUCGAUUUUCGUCUCUCCUCCAUUUCCUUGUUUGGUCCUCCUCAUUGUGCCCCUCUUUUUGUCUGCCUUUCCACCAAUUUCAUUUCCUUCUCCUUUACCCAAUCCUUUCUGCUCAGCUGCUUCUAAUUCGUACCAAUCAUAAGCAGAUUUUGCACAGCAAGGAAAUCAUCUACAUCUUUUAAUGUUGAUUUUAGUAUUACUCUUAAAAUAAUUCAUCAUCACGUUGCGUUACAACCCUGGGUGGGUCUUGGCCGACUGUACAACUUUUUUCCAAUUUUUUCGGUCUUCCAUCAACCUAGGGUCAAAUGGAAUGUUCACUUUCCGGAGAUCUGCUUGGAUCUUAUCUCUCCAUCGCAUUCAGGGAGGUCCGAGUGGUCUUUUGUCUGUAGGAAUCUCCUCCCAUACAAGUCUUACAAGUCUCUCGUUAUGAAGUCUGUGCACGUGGACUGCCCAUCUUAGCCGUUGUCCAAAUUCUUGGACAAUAUCUGCUUCAUUGUAGAGUGCUUUUAAUUCGAAAUUGGUUUUUAUCCUAUAUGGUUUGUGGUGAUUGAUAUCGUGGUAAGAUCCGAAAUUUUUCUCAGUAUUUUUCGUUCAAAACGUCUGAGCUUUUCUUCGUUUGCUUUGGUCAUGGUCCAAGUUUCGCAUCUAUGUGUUAGUACAGGUCUGACGAUGGAUUUAUAGAUUUUGAUCUUGGAACUUCUUGUAAGAUUUUUUGAUUUUAUAAGCUUAUCCAGUGCGAAUAGACAGCGAUUUGCCGAUUGGAUUCCUUCUUUUAUUUCUUCAGUAACAUCAUUGUCAGUUGUGAUUACGGCCCCAGAUACUUAAAACGUUCUUUCAAAAUUGAAGGUGUUGACCGCCACAUUUUGUCCUAUCCUGCCUCUUUGUGUCGUUCUAUUUAUACACAUAUAUUUCGUCUUCUCUUCAAUAAACAUCUGCCCUACUUAACUUGUCGCUCCUUCCACCUUGUUGAAGCCCUCCCUUUUCUAGAAGCUGUCUCAGCGUGAAUAGUUGAUCUAUUUGCCCUAAAACCGGCUUGAUAUUCUCCUAGGACAUUUUCAGCGUAAGGGGUUAGUCUACUAAGAAUGAAGUUUGACAGGAUUUUAUAUGCCGCAUUUAGGAGUGAAAUUCCUCUAUAAUUCGCGCAUUUUUGUGGAUGGGCACUAUGAUGUUUUCCUUCCAUCUUGCUGGUAUUCUUUCUUCUAACCAUAUAUGCGUUAUUAACUGGUGGAUUUGGCGACGUACUGCGUCUCCCCCAUAUUUCAGAAAAUCUGCUGGUAUCUCGUAUGUACCCAGCGCUUAAAAUAAUUGGUACAAUUUUAAAAAUUACUUCCACAUUAUAUUUCUACAGUCAUGUAUGAUGUGCAAUAUACAUUAGAGGUAAAGAAAAACGGUUAUUCACUUUACUUAUUUAAUGUAUCGACGUUCACUCGUGACUGCUUGAAAAAAAUGACAUAUUCUCCUAACAAAACUCUCCCUAAUGAUGCCAUAGUUCGCACCAACACCCAUUAUCUCUAUUAUUUACAAUAUAAAAUGCUUUACCAACAAAACCAUCUGUAAAUAUAGGCGCUCGAAUAAUGUUGGAAACUAAUUAUUGCCUGUUAUAUUCGUGUAUGAUUCACUAACUGUUGAAAAAGUCAGUACAAAUACAAAAUCUACCUCAUUAAAGUUAAGGUCAAGCGAUGUGCUUUACAUUAACUAGUACAAAAUAUUAUAAUAAACAUAGUUUUUGUAUCUUGUAUAAUAAAAUAUACCUACUAGCUUAAUUAGGUGUGUAUAUGACUCAGGAAUUUCAAGUACAAAACAAAAAAACAUUCAGGGAAUCUCGUUUCAUAUAUGAUAAGAGCAAAACAACCGUCGUCGUACGUCACAGAUUCAGUGACGUCACGCUGCGCUGUUGCCAAGCCAAAAAUAAAUCAAAUCUAGAUUAUUUAAAUGUAAACACAAUGUAUGUAUUCACAAUGUAUGUAUAUACACAAUCUCUCAUUUUCUAGAAUAUAUUGUUGAAAUUCAGAAAAGCGAUAGAUCAGCGAAGUUUUCAGCACUUUUAAUAUAAAUUAUUAAUAUAUAAUGCAAAUAAAACGACAAACUUGAAAAUGCAAAUAAAAUGAAAAGUCCUAUCAUAUCCACUCUAAGAUACAAUUAUUAAUUAAUUAAAUUCACUUUUUGGGGCCACUUAAGAAUGCAGAAUUUAGGUUAUGUGACUUAUUUCUGCUUUGUUAUAAUAGAAAUCCAAUUCUCUCUUUGCAUUAAUUUGUGCUUACAAUUUGGAAGCUAAUAGAACUUAAAUUUAUCAUUUCUUGUCGUAUUUUUACAACUUAUAAGACAGCAUUUGCGAAAUCUCAUUUUCUUCGGUUUUACUUAUGCAAUGUGCUAAAAAAUGCACGAUAUCCCUUCCAAGUACUUGCACACAGCGAAUAGCUAUAUUUUUUGGAGCUUUAGCAAUUUUUAAAAAGAUAUGUUACUUAAACAAUAUUUUACUAUGAUUUUCUUGAAGUAAUUACUGAAUUAAGUCAGUAAUAUAUCAAAAUGGUACUGAUAAGCACUUAUUUGAGAGAAAUAUAUCCCUACUGCUGAAUUUUCUGAUCAAAAAGUUUAUUUGUACUCAAUUGUCUCUUCCUUUCUUACACAUAAAAUCAUAAAACCCAGUGUGCAGUUUUAUCACAUGUACCACGCAAUAUUUAUCCAUUUUAACACCAUAGGUUUCGCUUUACAAUAUUUAUUAUAUUUUCCACAUAUUUUAUGUGGCAGUUCUGGUUUUACAACUGUUUUUUCGUAGAAUUACUGCCAGAAUGAAAAUCUGGCAACACGUGGAAAUGUGACGUGCGACUGUGUUUGUUUUGCGUUUCCUAUAUAUGGUUGUUACUAUAUAAAUAUAUUGCAAAAUUUACUAUGUGCAUAUAUAAGAACAAAUGUACUUUUUUCAUUGUUUAUAAAUGUUUGGGUACCUUUCUGAAGACAAAAACAAAAAUCAUCCGUUUGGUUUUUAGAAUUUUUUAGAUAUUUCUUGAAAGCAAAAUUUGGCGUUUUGGAAGUUGAAAACGCAAAACAAAGCACAUCGCACAUAUCUUAUGGAGAAUGUAAUGUCCAAAUGCAAUAAAAUUUACAAACAAGUUCGUCCCGAAAUUAAUAUUAUUUCAUAUCAUUGCGCCAACUCAGAAUUUUUAUUAAUAACGGCAUACAUUGUAAAAGUCCAUAGAACUGUCAUUCAUAAAUACUAGUAGUUUAGUCGCUAUUGAAAAUAGCUAACCCAGCGUGAGCUAUGGAUUAAACGAACUAGGUAUAUACUUUGGUACGACUGACCAAAUUAUAUCUACUUUAUCAUCUAUAAGAUAAGAGUAAGCCACUGCCUUAAUAACCUGCAGAAAUAUGUAUGAAGUGCCGUUUCACAAAAUACCUUUUUUCUCUCUAGCUCACCUACAUACCUAUUUGCUUUUAGCACUCAGAGUUGGUGCAAUGAUAUGAAAUGAUUAUAACUUCGAGACGAAUCUAUUCAUGUAAAUUUUAUUGGAUUUGAGUGACACAUUUUUCAUAAGAUGUGUGCGUUGUCCUUUGUCGAUUGUUGUCAAAGAGAUAUUUAAAAUAUCCGAAAAACCACAAAGCAGCCAGCUUUAGAACCAGAUUUACGUCCUAUAGACGUAUCUAGUUGAUAUUUUUGUCUUUGUCUCGGUACCUACUAUGACUGUGAGUACACUAUUUAUGUAACAAUUUUGCAAUUUACGUGUUUUUAGAUUUUUAACGUUACAUUGUCACCCUGUUGGAAGAUAUGAGUAUUAAGAAUUCAUUCACGAUAUAUAAUGUAGUGUUGUACAGUACACCAACACGAAUUAUUCCACUCCUUUGCUGGGAGUAUAAAAACUUGUGUAAAUAAAGUAAUUUAAAUGCAAGUAAUACAUGUAUUCAUGUUUCUGUUUUACUUAUUAAUUUUAAUAAACAAUUUGUCGUUACAA
Diabrotica virgifera virgifera (western corn rootworm) is the source of this 16916-nucleotide messenger RNA. It is a transcript of the gene chinmo, whose product is annotated as zinc finger protein chinmo. Gene Ontology annotation, biological process: regulation of transcription by RNA polymerase II. The record is from RefSeq and is a predicted model, not a curated record. The coding region runs from base 300 to 1658 and encodes 452 amino acids. Gene Ontology annotation, molecular function: protein binding. NCBI's taxonomy places the organism in Eukaryota, Metazoa, Arthropoda, Insecta, Coleoptera, Chrysomelidae. Gene Ontology annotation, cellular component: nucleus. The transcript has 6 exons.